Aureobasidium pullulans EXF-150 is the source of this 1248-nucleotide messenger RNA. RefSeq lists its product as uncharacterized. Gene Ontology annotation, molecular function: glycosyltransferase activity. Gene Ontology annotation, cellular component: Golgi membrane. The coding region runs from base 1 to 1248 and encodes 415 amino acids. The record is from RefSeq and is a predicted model, not a curated record. Gene Ontology annotation, biological process: GPI anchor biosynthetic process. Lineage: Eukaryota; Fungi; Ascomycota; Dothideomycetes; Dothideales; Saccotheciaceae. The transcript has 3 exons.
AUGCUAUCUUGCAGUCGGCCGUGGUUGAGAUCAAUCGUCCUGUUUGUGACCCUAGUCGCAUCUUUCUGUGUUUAUGGCCAUUACAAUUUCUAUCGGGAUCCUGGAAGCAUUUUCUUUGACGAACAUCGUGCAUUCCAGCGACAGUACAGUACAUAUCGGCAAGCAGAGAUUGCAGGCUUCUCGGAUGUACGACAAGAUACUCAUGCCAUCUCGCGAACCAAGAAGACGGCAUCCAUUUGUGCCAGCUUCCCAUCGGUGAAAAGGCAAGGCUCUCAAUAUCUGCCUAUUGCUGUCGCUAGUGCCUUGCAAGGGCUUUCCGACUGUGAGAGACAAGACCUUUUUCUCAACAUCCUCAUCGCUCACACGAAUACAACCGAACAUCCUUCUUCCUCACUGAAAUGGCUCGCAGAUUCCGUCGACUCAUUACACGGGUAUGAAGUAUCGAAUCAACAGCUUGAACACUUGCAAGAGCUCGAAUUGAACAAAGACUUUUCGACUAAGGCUGUCUUUGAUUACAUUCAUGCUCUAAGUGAUUGUUACGAGACUCAAGCAGAUUGGAUCAUCAUCUUUGAAGAUGAUAUCCUACUCGCAGAUGGCUGGUUUGCGAAGACGAAGCAAGCGGUGCUGAGUUUUUCCGAGGAGGCAAAGGACGAUUUGCUCUUUAUGCGAUUGUUCAAUCAAGAACGCUCGACGGGAUGGGGAUCUCGUGAGGUGGGUGGGAACCAUGAGUUUUCGAUCUCGAUCUCAAUCUCAUUGGUGGUCUUUGCGAUCCUCACCUUCUUGUGCAAACGAUCUCGAAUUGUUCGAAAGCUUGUGGACGAUGGGACAGUCUUCGUGGUCUGUAUCUUGGCAAUACCGACUUUUGUUGUAUUGUUCUUCCAGGCAGGAAAAGCUUCCAUGCUUCCUCCUCAUCCUGGUGUUCGAAAGGAGCGCUUCGGUUGCUGCGCGCAAGGUCUGGUGUUCCCGAGAGCCAAGGCACCUCGAGUGGUAGAGUAUCUGAACGCCAAACAAAGUGGCCAGAUUGAUCUGAUGCUCGAUGACCUUGCGAGGGAAGACAAGUUGGAUCGCUAUGCAUUGUAUCCGGUACAAGUACAGCAUAUUGGCCAAAGUUCCGUAAGAGGUACGACAGCGCACGAGGCCCAAGCGAUUUGGAGCAUGACAUUUGAAGACCUAGACCCAAAAGCGCUGCGCAUGUCUCAUGCCAAGAUGCUGAAAGACCUCUAUCCAAGCGAAUGUGCCAUUGGAUAA